This is a messenger RNA of Lutra lutra (Eurasian river otter), 2022 nucleotides long. It is a transcript of the gene AMN1, whose product is annotated as antagonist of mitotic exit network 1 homolog. Gene Ontology annotation, biological process: SCF-dependent proteasomal ubiquitin-dependent protein catabolic process. The record is from RefSeq and is a predicted model, not a curated record. The coding region runs from base 359 to 1135 and encodes 258 amino acids. The transcript is spliced from 9 exons. Lineage: Eukaryota; Metazoa; Chordata; Mammalia; Carnivora; Mustelidae. Gene Ontology annotation, molecular function: protein binding. Gene Ontology annotation, cellular component: SCF ubiquitin ligase complex.
GUCAUCUGAGGCGAGGGAUAGAGAGCAUACAUAGAGAUUAUGGAGACAGGGAACUUCCCAAGCUGUACUCAGACCUCACCCACUCAGAAGACUGGAACCCAGACCAGCAACUCAUGGUAGUUUAAAGCAUUAGCUAUUAGCCUUUCUCAAGUUGCACUUAAGACUUAAAGACCAUCUGAGCUCUUGUCAAGAACAUAAAAAUUUAAGUCCGGAGCGUGGCUGCGUCCCGGUCACCGGAAGAAGCCGUGUGACGUCACGAGGGCCUACGCGUCGCGCGGGGGGCAGGAGUUGACGGACGGUCUCUGGCUACGUUUGGGCGGCCCUGGGACCACGGAAGAGGCUCUCCUGGGCGGCCGCGAUGCCUAGCUCGCGGCGGGUCAGUCAGCUUCUGGAUCUAUGCCUGUGGUGCUUCAUGAAGAACAUUUCCAGAUAUAUCACAGACAUUAAGCCUCUGCCUCCCAACAUAAAAGAUAGACUGAUUAAAAUAAUGAGUAUCCAGGGGCAAAUAACAGAUUCAAAUAUAAGUGAGAUUUUACACCCUGAAGUCCAAACUCUAGAUCUGCGAAGCUGUGAUAUUUCAGAUACUGCUCUCCUGCACCUGUGUAACUGCAGAAAACUAAAGAAAUUAAAUUUAAGUUCCUCAAAAGAAAACAGGAUUUCCAUAACUUCAAAAGGAAUAAAAGCUGUGGCUUCCUCUUGUUCAUACCUGCAUGAAGCUUCUUUGAAAAGAUGCUGCAAUCUCACUGAUGAAGGAGUCCUUGCUCUUGCACUCAACUGCCGGCUGCUAAAGAUCAUUGAUUUAGGUGGCUGUUUAGGUAUUACUGAUGUGUCCUUACAUGCAUUAGGAGAAAACUGCCCAUUUUUGCAGUGUGUUGAUUUUUCAGCUACUCAGGUAUCUGAUGAUGGUGUGGUUGCACUUGUUAACGGAUCUUGUGCCAAGAAAUUAGAGGAGAUUCAUAUGGGACACUGUGUGAAUCUGACUGAUGAGGCUGUAGAAGCUGUCCUAACUUGCUGUCCUCAGAUACGUAUAUUACUCUUCCACGGAUGCCCCCUAAUAACAGAUCAUUCACGAGAAGUCCUGGAGCAAUUAGUAGGCCCAAACAAACUAAAGCAAGUGACAUGGACUGUUUAUUGAUGCUUAUUGAAGCUUUUCAAAGCAAGGAUCUUUAUACUACAUUCCCAGGAAACAAUGGUCUUAGAGAUUGGCUUUCAGAUAAUGUGCUUUUUGCUUUGAAGUUAACAGACCCUUAAACAUUUAAUAGUGCUAUUGUGUUUGUUUGCAGAGUCAUUUGUUUUUGACAUGGUAAGCCUAGCAUGCCCUCUGAUGUAUUGGGGUGGGGGGGGGGGCGGGAGGGGAAUAUUGUGUUUGUUUCUUAAAUAACAAAGUUUUAAAUUACCAGUUUUUCCUGGAGAUUUUCUUCUCCUACCUACCUAGUUGAGCUGCCAUAAGAGAAAUUUACCAGUAUGAAUAACUACUAGGAGAAUUCUUAGUAUCUCUAAAAGCGUAAUUACCUUCCUACUUAUUUUCUGGCCCCUACUUUCCUUAAGUAUUUAAAUGCUCAUUGGCCAAAAAGCAAAGCUGAACAUCAGGCCUAUAUAUCCUCACAGAAUUUAAUAUUUCAAUAAAACAAAGAAAUAGAAUAGUUUACUGUCAUAAACCCAUGACAUCAUCCAACUCAGCCAUUCAGAAUAUAAAUGUUACUGAGACCCUUGCCCAGCCACUUCAUUAAUUGUCAUGGCUACUUUUCCCAAAUACAUGCUAUUGAUCUAUGAAACUUCCUCCUUAACAACUGCAUUCAGGAAAGCGGAAGAAUGAGUAAAUAGAAAGUAUCAAUAUAGAGGCUGUUUUCUAAAGAUCUGUCAGUUUCAUAUCCUGAACUAAACAACACAGAUCUUAGUUUUCAAAUGAAUUGCAUUACUCUUUUAUAAUCAUGAAAUUCUCUGAAGUAUAUAUAGUGUGCUUAAACCAUCCCAAAUUUAGUAUAUUCCCUGUGCCAUGAGAUUGUCUCAGUAGGACUUUUU